Messenger RNA from Lethenteron reissneri (Far Eastern brook lamprey), 7633 nucleotides. RefSeq lists its product as uncharacterized. Lineage: Eukaryota; Metazoa; Chordata; Hyperoartia; Petromyzontiformes; Petromyzontidae. The record is from RefSeq and is a predicted model, not a curated record.
GUAUGAGCCAUGUGGCUCCGUCAUCAACGCCAACGACGCCGAUGACGUCAUCGUCGUCGUCGUCGCUGGGUAACUCCAGGAUGCUCGCCGUGCCGCCGCUCUCAGCCUCUCCGCUCGCGCUCACCGGGAAUCCAACUUCCUCCACCACCGCCAUCGCCGCCCCGGUGUCCGCCUGCAUCGCCGGCUCGGCCACUCCGCUGAGCGGCGCGGCAGCGGCGAAUGCUGGCAACCUCGGAGACGGCGCCUCUGCUAACCGCACGCCGCCUGGUGGCGCUGGCGGCGGUGGCGGGGGUGGAGGUGGUGGAGGUGGAGGAGGUGGAGGUGGUGGACGAGGUGCCAGUUUUGCAGCCGCGCUCCGGAAGUUGGCGCAGCAGGCCGAAGAGCCCCGAGGUUCCUCUCUCAGCUCGGAGUCUCCGGUGACGUCACCCUCGGCCCCUCCCCUCCCCCGCAGCCCCCCCUCCAGCCCCCCACCUCCAGCCCCCGUGGCCCCCCCCGCUCCUCCUCCUCCGCGCCUCCCCGUGCAGCCCCCCACGGCACCCCCCGUGGUCACCAUCGCCCCCACGCAGACGAGUGGGGGGGCGCCCUGGAGGAGCGAGGCACGUGGGCCGGAUCUGUGCGCGCGUCUCCCCGGCGGCGGGACGACGCUCGCGGCGGCCUUGUCCGAGCCCGCGACGGAGAAGCAGGAGAAGCCGCCCCCUCACCUCCCGUCCACCGGCACAGCGGGUGGCCCCUCCCCCGCGGCGGCGUCAUCGAGCGGCGCCCACGCGGCCCCCGCGCACGGCGCCCUGGGGCCCCACGCGCUGCCCGCCUUCGCACUCGCCGCACACGACGCUCACCUGUACGCGAGCGCGCUCGACGCGUCGCGCAUGCUGCACACCAUGCUGCCCCCCCCGCCGGCGGGAGUGGGUCGCCCCGACGACUCCGCGAGGGGGUUCAGGCCAUACCACGCGGGCGGCUCGGGCGGGGGGGGCGGGGGCGGCGGGGGGGGCCCCGAGGAGAUGAGGCUGCCGGGGAUGCCCCCCGCGCCCCACGGGGCCCCCCAGCACCCUGCGGCCGGGGCCCCCCACGCCCUGAGCCUGGACCCGGCCACCGUGGCGGCGUUCUACCACCCGGCGUUCCUGGCCCACCCGGCGUUCCAGUACCCGGCGUUCAGGCUGGACGACCCGUACUGCCUCUCGGCACUCCGCUCCCCGUUCUUCCCGCUGCCCCCGCUGCCCCCGCUGCCCGGAGUGCGCUGCUACCAGCCCGAGAUGGCGGCGCCCGCCGGCAUCGGCAGCAGCACGCCCAGCGCCGAUCGGCUGCAGGCCGAGAAGGAGUCGAGGCAGCGGGAGAUGGAGCGCGAGCGGGAGCGCGAGCGGGCGCGCGAGGAGCGCGAGAGAGAGAAGCAGCGCGAGAGGGAGCGGGAGCGCGAGCGGGGUGGGCACGGGGCGCUAGCUCUGGCGCUGGAGGGGCACGCGGCACGGAGAGACGGCGCCGCCACGGGGGCGGAGCGGGGGCAGCAGCAGCAGCACGACGGCAGCGGCGGCGGCGGUGCCGGCGUCGGCGCGGCGGCGGCGAGCGGCCGUGAUCGGCGAGGGCCUAGCUCCUCCGCUGCUUUCUUCGACCGUCGCCCGGCGGUUCUGGGCAUCACGCUCCCCGUCUCGCACGCCUCGCACGCCACGCACGCCACACACCCCACACACCCCACGCAUCACUCCGCGCACCACCCCACGCACCACCCCACGCACCACCCCGCGCACCACCCCGCGCACCACCCCGCGCACCACCCCACGCACCACCCCGUGCACCACCCCGCGCACCACCCCACGGCGGCGGCGCACAGGCAGGCGGUGCGACACGCGGACGGGGACAAGGAAGAGCGGGGGGGCGCCAGGCAGAGGGAGCGAGUGGGGAGCGUCGCCUGCACCCGCAGGAGCAUCAACGUCGGCCCGCGCGAGGAGUUUAGGAACGGCCUCGACAACUCCGAGGCCUUGCCUCUCGACUUCCACCGAUUGCCGCACGCUGGCGGCGGCGGUGCGGCGACGAUGCCAGGGAGCAGCGCCUCCUCCUCCUCCACCGCCACCACCACCUCGUCCAUCUCGUCCACCACCACCUCCUCGUCGUCGUCCUUGUCGUCGUCCACCUCGCAGGCCGCUUGGCUGAGCCACGUCUCCGGCGGCGGCGGCGACGGCGGCGAAGCGGCGAGCGGCUACUGGAGCCCGGUGCCGCGGCCGGGGGACGACACGGGCGGCGGCCUCAACCUCAGCAGCAACAACAACGGCAGCCACAACCACCACAACCACCAUCACCACCAGCAGCAGCAGCAGCACCACAACCACCACCACAACCACCACCAGCAGCACCAGCAGCAGCCGCCGGGCCUGAGGCCUGUCGGGGCAGGCCACCCGUUCCGCCCGACGGGCCUGUGGGUGCCGCCGUUUGAGAAGGGCCGGGAGGAGAACGGGGUGAAGGCCGAGGGCAGGAAGGCCUCGGCCGAGGUGAUGCCGCAGGUGGUGUCCAUGGGGGGCUCCCACUUCGGGGGGCCAGGCGUCGGCGGAGGGGUCCCCCCCCACUUUUUGUGCGAGCUGCAGCGCUCGGCACACCACUUCCUGGAGAAGCAGGGCACUUGCCUGGAUCGGCUCGCCCAGGAGAGGGCGCCAGAGGGGGCGGAGCGGCCAAGCCAACAGGCAGGCCUGAGGGCCUGCCCCGGGCCCAUCACCAGCAGCAGCAGCAGCGUAUACAGGCCCGACGUGGUGUACGACGAGGCCCUGCGCACGACGCGUCGCGUGGUCAGCCGCCUCGACCUGGCCGAGAGGAAGCGCAAACUUGCCUGGCUCCACGGAGUCCGAGCUCCCAGCGGCUCGGACAGCGACGAGGAGCUGGACGAGGGGGAGAUGAGAGCCGACGUGCGGCGCCUGUCCCAGCGGCCGCCCCUGCCUCUCUCGUGCACGCCCGAGAAGCUGGGCCUGCUGGCCAUCGUGGGCCUCACGUCGCGCCCGCACCGCGACUCCCUCGCCGCCGAGCGUGCCCGCAAGCGCCGCCGGCGCAUGAUGGACCCCAGCCCCCCCCGCGGGGCCGCCCCCUCGCUCCCACAAUGCACCGCGGCGGCCGCGGCCGGGGGCGCGGUGGCGGCGGCGGCGUUGCCCGCGUGCACCGCGACUGGUACGACGCAGCAGCAGCAGCAGGGCGACCUCAACAGCGCCAGCGACUUCCCCGAGAAGAUGGACUUCCUGGUGCGGCUGUCGCUCACGCACGUCAAGCCGGAGCUGCGCCAGGAGCGAGAGUGCGCCCUGGCGCUCAUGCAGGCCGCCAAGGACGGGCGGCUGCCCAGCGACGCUCCCUUCCGCCACCCGACGCCGUGGCUGCACCUCCACUCCUCGGCGCAGCACCACCCCGGUCCCAACGUCUCCUCCACCACCUCCUCCACCACCUCCUCCACCACCUCCUCCACCACCUCCUCCACCACCUCCUCCACCACCUCCACCACCACCGCCUCCUCCGCCAUCGUUGCUCCCAACGUCUCCACGGGCGCCGUCUCCGUCGCCCCUCCCUCUCCACCACCGCUCGUCGUGGUGCCCCGCGAGCCCCCCACUAGAACGGCGGCCCCCCACUUCCAUUUGGCUAAACCACAACCGCAACAACCGCAGCAACAACCGCAGCAACAAACGCAGCAACAGCCGCCGGCACCGCCGCGCGGCCUUGCGCCACCGCCCCCGUCCAUCGCCGCUCUCCCCCCGCGCCUCUCCGACUCCGCCGGUGGGAUCGUCCGAACCGCCCUCGACUUGACCAGGCCCGGUCUGGCCUCUGUACGGCCUCAGCAGCAGCAGCAGCAGCAGCAGACGCAGCAGCAGCAUCAUCAUCAUCAUCAACAUCAUCAUCAGCAGCAGCAGCAGCAGCAUCAUCAUCAGCAGCAGCAUCAUCAGCAUCAUCAGCAUCAACAGCAGCAGGGAAGGUCCAACGACGCCCAGCAGCACCUUCGCAGGCAGGACUUGAGCGUGAAUGGCGGUGGGUCGGCCAGGCCUGUGCUCGGCCCGGUCGCUAGGCCGAUGAUGAGCGACAUCCGGUUCCUGGGAAUGGAAGGCGGCGGCGGCAACAACAACAGCAGCAACAGCAGCAGCAUCAUCAUCAGCGGCGGCGGCCACAACAAUAACAACAGCAGCAGCAGCAGCAUUAUCGUCAGCGGCCACAACAACAACAGCAGCAGCAUCAUCAGCGGCGGCGGCCACAACAACAACAACAGCAGCAGCAUCAGCGGCAGCGGUGGUGGCCACAGCAGCAGCCACGGCGGCCACAGCAGCGGCUGCAACGGCAACGCAGGAGGCAGAGGGGUCGCGGUGACGCCCACGGCGGCGGCGGCGGCGUGGCCGGCCGUGCGUCCGAGCUUCUCGCCGUUCGGUCGGCCGCAGGGCGGCGUGCGGUGGAGCGCAAACUCCGACGCGGUGCUCGAGCACUCUCACGCUCACGCCGACGCGGGCGGCGGCGGCGGCGACGGCGCCGGUCGAGCGGAGCACGGCGUCGGCGCGGCUGCCGACGGCGCGGGGAGAGCCGAGUCGGCGCCGGGAGCGGCUUCCGCCGCCGCCGGGGUCCCGGGGAGCGGCGCGGAGGCGCCGGGAGACGGAGCGGCGGAGUGGAGGGGCGUGGAGGCCGUGAUCGAGGCCUACCAGCAGCACCUGAUGGAGCACGUGCUGGAGCGAGAGGUGCUGCAGGAGCAGGUGGGCCGCCUGAACCUCUACAACCGCCACCUGGGGACCCUGGCCGAGACCCUGAACUCGCGCGUCGCGGAGCUGCUGGGCUGCAAGCGCCGCCUGGCGAGCGAGCGCCAGCGCAGCGAGGAGGCCCUGGCCCGCCUGCACCGCUGCCUGCCGGCCGCCCCCCCCGGCUGCCCCCCCCGGCUGUCCGUGGCCGCCCCCCCCCCCGCCGCUGUCGCUGGCCGCGAGGGCGGCACGCCUGCCCACGACGGCCUCGUCAGGGCCCUCGGCCCAGCAGCACGGCCACUGACGCGGCCUCGUCCGCCCGCCCGCCUGCCCGUCCGUCCGCCCGCCUGCCCGUCCGUCCGUCUGUCGGAGUGUCUCAGUGUUUGUCUGUGUGAAUGUCCACAUGUCUGUGUGAGUGUCCGUGUCUCUGUAUAUAGGUCUCUGUGUCUCUGUGUCUGUCCCCGUAUGUAUGUGUGUAUGUGUGUCUGUGUGUCUCUGUGGCUGUGUGUCUGUCCCCGUAUGUAUGUGUGUCUCUGUAUCUCUGUGUCUGUUCCCGUAUGUCUGUGUGUAUGUGUGUCUGUGUGUCUCCGUGGUUCGGUGGCUUUGUGACUGUCUGAGGGUCCGAGUGCGGAACGGCGGUUAGCGCCGCGCCGCGCUACGAACCCAGCAGAGACCCAAGUUCGAUUCCCGCUCACGGCCACCACCAACACCGCCAGUGACGAUGAUCUGAACCGGUCCUGGGCCUCCCCUCGGUCGACUCGGCCUUAAAUCAGUACCGGGCGCGGUUCUGGCCACACCGCUCCCCGCACCUCCGCUUAGCACGGCUGGCCAUGUACGGUGCGAAAGAAGUUCAAAGUGCACGCGCACACACGCACACAUUGGGCGAGCGGCGCCGGCCUUCUUAGGCACUGCUGCUCAUCGAACAGCACUUGCCCCGGCAGCCCGCGUGGGCUACGCCGGGGUGGGGGGGGGGGGAGGGACCCUUUGUCUUUGUCGUACGUCCCGUGUCUGGUCCGCCGCGCUUGGCUCAGGAGGCCGGUGGGCACCAGGGCGGUCGUCUCAACCGCCGGACUUCGUUGGUGUCGGUCGGGCGUCGCCUGUGGGUUCGUUCGUUCGACUCGACUGUGCGUCCGGAUCAACGAGGAGCACGGAUGGCGAAGCCGUCUGGUCCGCUCGGCAUCUGGUUCCACCGCGGGCGACAUGGCAGGAGCGUCACGUGGGGCGCUUGGGAGGCCCUUCUGCAUAAACGCGGCGCUGUACGGAGCGGCGCUGUACGGAGCGGCGCUGUACGGAGCGGCGCUGUACGGAGCGGCGCUGUACGGAGCGGCGCUGUACGGAGCGGCGCUGCGGGAGGUCGUCGUAGCACGCUUCCGGCCGAGAUGCGUUCCCCAGCCGUUGUUUGCGAGCCUACGAGCGAUAUACGAGGCCUUCACUUGGCGUUGAGUCGAUAAUAGCCUUGACAGCGACACAGUACGCAACGAUACUGUACGCAACGAUAAAAUGUGCGGAAGAAUUAGGAUCAAUAAUAAAUAAAUGGGAAAAAAAUAAACUUUGAAUGAUAGCGGCAAAAAAAAAAAUUCCGAUCGGUUGCUGCCCGCCGGUGCACUCGGGCGGAGCCAAUCGCACCGCCCGCUUGGUUUUAGCGCGCGGCUCGGAGACAGAGAGGGGGGGCGGCGACGCUGUAAGAGACGCCGACGCUGUAGGAGGCAGCGGCGUUGGCAGCGACGCUGUCGGAGGCGCGCCUGCACUGACCGAGCCCUCGCGAGGACAAACCAAGCGAUGCCCCGUGCGGUACUUCGAUCUCAAGCAAUAAGUGUCGGGCGGGGGGCUGUGGGCGGUGGGGUGGGGGGUCCUACCCCCUCCGCGAGGCAUCGCGACGGCAGGUAUCGGGGUGCGCCACGGCCCCCGCCGUGUCCGGGGAGCCGGGCGCUGAACGACUCCGAGUCGGGGGGGUGGGGCACGAGCCGAGGGAGGCGAGGAAAAUUCUCUUUUGUGCCGUCGCUUAAAUGCAUAAGCGAGAAAAAUAUAUACAAGUAAAAACACGUGUCGCGCGGCGGGGUCACGCGAUGUCACGCGGGGUCACGCGGGGUCACGCGGGGUCACGCGGGGCGCGCUCGACCAAUGGCGUUGAUUGGCGCGAAUUUCAAAUGGAGUCGGCAUCCCCCUGGGGCAGAGUCGGCGACCCGGGGCGGAUUUGGGGACCCGGAGCGGAUUUGGGGACCCGGAGCGGAUUUGGGGACCCGGAGCGGAUUUGGGGACCCGGAGCGGAAUUGGGGACCCGGAGCGGAUUUGGGGACCCGGAGCGGAUUUGGGGACCCGGAGCGGAUUUGGGGACCCGGAGCGGAUUUGGGGACCCGGAGCGGAAUUGGGGACCCGGAGCGGAAUUGGGGACCCGGAGCGGAUUUGGGGACCCGGAGCGGAUGAGUCGUCGGUGGGGCGACCCGGCCCUGCCGCUCCACAGGGACGGGGGAACUCGAGCGGGAUUUAGGGGGGGGAUGUCGGUGGGCAGGAGGAGCCUGCGUCGCAUCGUCUACGCGCGGCAGGCUCAAUGAGAGACACGAACUCUCCAAGUGAACUUGACGACUACGUUUCGUUUCGUUUUUUUGACGUCGAUGAAUUAUACCGUUCUUCGUUUUCAGUUUUUAUUUUGUUUUGCGGUGAGGUGGGCGGGGGGGGGGGUAACCGGCGGCGGUGGCGGUGGCGGCGGUGGUGGUGGCGGUGGCGGUGGUGGUGGUUUACCACAACCAAGUUGUGAAUUCGAACCGUGGCCUGCGGCGGUCAGAAUGCGAGGGGUCGGAGGGCAGAGCCGGGCCGAGGGGUACAGCGGCGACACGCAGCGUCCCACCCCCCCCCCCCCAAUCGGAACGCGCGCGUCUCUCCGGGUUAUUUAUUGCGGCGUGGAAGCACCCCCCCCACCCCACCCCCCCACCCUGUAUAUUUACAGAUGGAUUUUAAUAAAA